UCAUUUUCAUGGUUUCUUCCUUUCUGUUGAAAUUGUCCACAUGUUUGUGGAUUUCAAUGGCUUCUCUGUGUAGCCUGACAUGGUGGUUGUGAGAGUGGUCCAGCAUUUUUGUGUUCUCAAAUAAAAUUGUGUUCUCAAAUAAAAGAUUAUAAGAUCAAUUCAGGGGUUGUUGUGGUUUCUAACCUUGAGUAUGUUUUAAUGGCUGUUAACUGGGAGUUUUAAAAUACCAUUUAUAUUUCAUUCUGUUUUAAUGUUUGCAUAUUUUUAUAUUUUAAGUUGUGUGCUGAUGUUUUAUGUUCUGCUGCUUUGAGUAUCCGUGGGGGAAGAUAAAGCAGGCUAUAAAUAAAAUCAUCAUCAUCAUCUUUUGUUUCUUUCUUAACCAGGUAAAUGGGGAUUCUGUGGAGCCACCUCUUGGAUGCAGUAAAGAAUCCAAUAAUAUAGGAAGAAGAAAUCCUCUCAAGGUGAUGAUCUUGCAGAAUUCUUCACCCCACAGAUAAGAAAGAAAGAAGGAGUCAAGUAUCUGCAUUGCAAUAAAAUACCCUGUUGAUAUGGCGGAGAAACCCUAUACAUGCUUAGCCUGUGGACAGAGCUUCACCCACAGUUCAAGUCUACGUUCACAUCAAAGGACUCACACUGGGGAGAAACCCUAUAAAUGCCUGGAGUGUGGACAGAGCUUCGCUCAGAGUGGAAAUCUACGUACACAUCAAAGGACUCACACUGGGGAGAAGCCCUUCAAAUGCCUGGAGUGUGGAAAGAGUUUUGCUUGGAGCAAAAACCUACGUUCACAUCAAAACACUCACACUGGGGAGAAACCCUAUAAAUGCCUGGAGUGUGGACAGAGCUUCACUGAGAAUCGAGGACUACAUAGACAUCAAAGGACUCACACGGCAGAGAAACCGUAUACAUGCCUGGAGUGUGGACAGAGCUUCACUGUGAAUGGAAGUCUACGUAGACAUCAAAGGACUCACACUGGGGAGAAACCCUAUACAUGCCUGGAGUGUGGGCAGAGCUUCUCUGAGAAUGGAAGCCUACGUAGACAUCAAAGGACUCACACAGGGGAGAAACCCUAUACAUGCCUAGAGUGUGGAGAGAGCUUCAGUCAAAGUUCAGGUCUACGUUCACAUCAUAGGACUCACACUGGGGAGAAACCCUAUACAUGCCUGGAGUGUGGACAGAGCUUCACUGAGAAUCAAGGACUACGCAGACAUCAAAGGACUCACACUGGAGAGCAACCCUAUAAAUGCCUGGAGUGCGGAAAGAGCUUCACUGAGACUGGAAAUCUACGUAAACAUCAAAUAACUCACACUGGGGAGAAACCCUACACAUGCCUAGACUGUGGACAGAACUUCACCUGCAUUUCAGGUUUACGUUCACAUCAAAGGACUCACACUGGGGAAAAACCCUAUAAAUGCUUGGAGUGUGGACAGAGCUUCUCUGAGUCUGGAAGUCUACGUAGACAUCAAAGGACUCACACUGGGGAGAAACCCUAUACAUGCCUAGAGUGUGGACAGAUCUUCACCCACAAUUCAGAUCUACGUUCACAUCAAAGGACUCACAUUGGGGAGAAAUCCUAUACAUGCCUAGAAUGUGGAAAGAGCUUCACCCGCAUUUCAGGUCUAUGUUCACAUCAACAGACUCACACUGGGGAGAAGUCCUAUACAUGCCUGGAGUGUGGGCAGAGCUUCUCUGAGAAUGGAAACCUACGUAGACAUCAAAGGACUCACACUGGGGAGAAACCCUAUACAUGCCUAGAGUGUGGAGAGAGCUUCACUCAAAGUUCAGGUCUACGUUCACAUCAAAGGAUUCACACUGGGGAGAAACCCUAUUCAUGCCUAGAUUGUGGAAAGAGCUUCACUGAGAGUGGAAGUCUACGUAAACAUCAAAGGAUUCACACUGGGGAGAAACCCUAUAAAUGUCCGGAGUGUGGAAAGAGUUUUGGUAGGAGUGAAAACUUGCGUUCACAUGAAAGGACUCACACUGGGGAGAAACCCUAUAAAUGCCUAGAGUGUGGCAAGAGUUUCACUCAGAGUGGAGGUCUACGUUCACAUCAAAGGAUUCACACUGGGGAGAAAGAGCUUUACUGAGCGUGGAAGUCUUCAUAGACAUCAAAGGACUCACACUGGGGAGAAACCCUAUAAAUGCCUGGAAUGUGGAAAGAGUUUUGUUUGGAGUGAAACUCUAUUUUCACAUCGAAAAAACUCACACUAGAGAGAAACACAAUACAUGCCUGGAGUGGGGACAGAGCUUCACUCAAAGUUCACAUCAAAGGAAACGCCAGUAUAAUAUUAAGGCCUGCAAUGACUAACUACUGGGGAGAAUGUCAUGAAUGACUUUUCAAUAACUUUGAAGCAUAGGUUCUUUUUAUUGCAAUUUCCAGUUUGGGGGGGUAUAUCAGAUUACAGAAAAACAUUUAGACAAAAGUAUGACAUUGGACAUACAGACAUGCAAAUUCUAUGCAACUACACUGGACUUAUAAUUACAUUGGUUAACAAACGAACAAAGGAGAAUUACAUUUCCACUCAACAUUCACACCACAUGCACACGUAUUCAUCCUCAGGCAUUCAAAUGUUACCAUAUCAUUUUCUCCCUCCUUGGAGAAGCCCUUGUUAGGUCAGACCCCGCUUUCCUGCAGCCUGCCAACGUAUAGUCCCAAAACUUCCAUAGGGGGAGAGCCUUCUCCGUGGCCCCCCAACUCUGAAACUCAUUGCCUGGAGAGAUGAGGAAAGCCCCUACUUUAGGAACCUUCAAGAAGGAUCUCAACACCUGGCUUUUCCGAUGCGCUUUUGGGGAGUAUCCACACAACCUGAUGCUAUUGCUCCCCUCAAGGCUUUUGUCCUUGGAGCCCC
Molecule: messenger RNA, 2846 nt
Organism: Anolis sagrei ordinatus
Lineage: Eukaryota; Metazoa; Chordata; Lepidosauria; Squamata; Anolidae
Source: RefSeq, a predicted model, not a curated record